GCCCACCCCGAGCUCUGUGCCGCGGCUCCACUGCCCCAGAGGCGCCCGAGCAGCCGAGCAGGGAGGAUCCCGGAGCUGCAUCCACAGCCAACAGCAUCCAUCUGUGCCAGCACCUCUCCCAGGACCUGCAGCAAGCUACCAGGAUGGCCGAGGUGACCACUGCCCCCACCGAGACCCACACGCUCCUGAACGAGUACAAGGACUACCACAACUGGUCCGAGCUCUUCCACCUCCUGAACUACACCUACACCUUCUGCGAGUUCAGCCUGGAUGAGAACGUCAAGCGGGUGAUCCUCUUCAUCCUUUACCUCGUCAUCUUCGUGGUGGGCUUGGUGGAGAACCUCCUCGUCAUCUGGGUCAACUGGCAGACACGGGGCAACAAGAGCUUGGUCAACCUCUACAUCAUCAACAUGGCCAUUGCUGACCUGGGAGUGCUGCUCUCGCUGCCCAUCUGGAUGCUGGAGGUGAUGCUGGAUUACACUUGGCUCUGGGGCAGCUUCCUCUGCCGCUUCACGCACUACUUCUACUUCGCCAACAUGUACGCCAGCAUCUUCUUCCUCACCUGCCUGAGCGUGGACCGCUACGUGUCCCUGACCAGCUCCUCCCUCUUCUGGCGCAAGCACCAGCACCGCGCUCGCCGCAUUGUCUGCGCCUGCAGUUGGCUCUUGGCAGCAGCGAUCCCAUUCCUGGAGGUCACCCACAUGCAGCUGGUCAACACCGGGGAGCCCAUCUGCAUCUUCAUGGCCCCCUUCGAGACCUACGACGAGUGGGCGCUGGCGGUCAGCUUGGCCACCACCACCAUUGGGUUCGUCAUCCCCUUCCCCAUCAUCACCGUUUUCAACGUCCUGACGGCCAGGUUCAUCAAGCGCACCAAGCCGGAGAGCAGGAAGCACUGUCUGCUCAUCUACGCCUAUAUCCUCGUCUUCCUCGUCAGCUGGCUGCCCUUCCACAUCAUGCUCACGCUGCUCACCCUCGAUGGCAACCACAUCAUCCUCCACUGCACCUUCGCCCACUUCCUCUACUUCUUCUACGACAUCAUCGACUGCUUCACGCUGCUCCACUGUGUCAUCAACCCAAUCCUCUACAACUUCCUCAGCAAGAACUUCCGCAGCAAGCUCAUCUCUGCCGUGGUCAAGUACAUCCCCAAGGACCAGGGCAACCAGAAGGGCGCAGACAACUCCUCCUCCACCACGCAGCACUCCAUAGUCAUCGCAAAGGACAACAACCCUCCCAACUAAAGGGGAUCGGACUCUCCUGCUCAGCACUGAGGUCGGUAAGGUUGGUUUUCCCUUGGUGAUAAGAGGACUCUUUGCUCUUAAACACUUCUUGGCUGGUCACCUCCUGUGCUCUGGAGCAGGGCUGGGGGCUAAAUGUGGACUGAGGUGGUGUGGGGAGCUACAGACAUUUUGCCUCUGCUGUGCUGCUGCAUCCCAUCUACUUAGCGACAGAAAGAAUAAGAGAAAGAGAUCCUUCCUGUUGCCCGACAGAAACACUUGCAGAGCUGAAGUGCUUUACUCAGCAGUCUGAACACAAGCCCAGCCCUUGGGACCUGACCCAUGUCCCCCCCCCAGCCAUGGGCACACAAAUCCUUUCCCUUCACAAGUCUUUCUUCAGCCCCUGACUGUCAUAGAAUCAUAGAGUCAUAAUCAUAGAACCGUAGAAUCAUAGAAUCAGCUGCGUUGGAAGAGACCUUAAAGACCAUCAAGUCCAACCAUUCCCCACACACAAGCCCUGGAUGCUGCCCCUCUGCCGUGAUGCCAACCCCAGCAGGACGGAGGGAAUUAAUUCCUUUGGAACACGCUCCCCAUGCCCAGCAAAGGACUCAAAGCCUGAUUGUACAGAGAUGGAGGCGACGUGACCCCAAGGGGCUGAGCUUCAACCAGGGGAGGAAGGAUUUGGGACCAGCAGCUUGCUGAGAGCAAACCCAGCAGUAAACUAGUGAUGGUUAAAGCUGGGUUUGACCAGGCAUGGCCACAGAGGUGGGGUUCCCACUCUGUGUUCUGCAACCAACCUCCUCCACAGCAUCUCUGGGCAGGUUUUAAGGCCACUCGUUGUGUUUCCAAGCAUCUAAACAGCCUCCGGUGGCUCCUUUUGAUGCAAGCAUCCCCUGUGGGAACACAGAAUUCCUGAGAGCUGGAACGUGGGGUUUGGCCGUGUAAGAAACCGGAGCAUCCGGAGAAAGUUCAUCAUUGUCCGGGUUCCGCCGUCACGUGCUGCGGGUCAAGCCCUCGGCAGGGAAGGUGAAGGAGCGGCGCUCGUUGUGAGGCCAUAAAUCUACCAAAGGCCUUGAGCUGCUCCAGAAACACGUCUUUAAAAGAGCAAAGCGUAAGCAAAUCCAGGGACAGGAUGUGGCGGCGCAGGGUGGGGAGCAGGAUAUCCCGGGAUAUGCGGGAGAAGCCCAUGGCCAGGGGUUAACACGGGCGCUGCGUUAUCACCGGGAGCAGCUCUGCUGUUGACAGGGUAAAUCACUGCCUGCCUGCACUGAGAUGUUCCCUCUUGCUGCCAGGCUGAGAGCAGAAGCCAAAUCCAUCUCAUAGACACGAGAUGUGCUGUGGCUGGGGAUGAAGCUGGUUCCCUUAGACAUAGAAUCAUGGAACGGUUUGGGUUGGAAAGGACCUCAAGAUCACCCAGUUGCAACCCCCUGCCAUGGGCAGGGAUGCCUCACACUAGACCAUGUCCAACCUGGCCUUGAACACUGCCAGGGAUGGAGCAUUGACCACUUCUUUGGGCAACAUGUGCCAGUGUCCCACCACUCUCACAGGGACGAGCUUCUUCCUUGUCUCCAACCUGAACUUCCCCUGUUUCAGCUUAAACCCAUCACCUCCUGUCCUGUCGCUCCAGUCCCUGUUCACAUCCCAGUGUCCUGCUCAGGGAGCAACUCGCGCCGUUCCUCUUCCUUAUGUUCCUUACCCCCAGUUUCACAUCUUGUAAGCGUAGAGCUACUUAGACUGUGAGCCCCUGGGGCAGAGGCUGGCCUUGGGGAUCUGCACUGUCCCAGCACCUUCAUCCCCAUCACCAUCCUGAGCACAAGGCAAAGCCCCAAAACCAGUGAAUGUGAAGCAGCUUCACACCAACAUGAGCCCCAGCUCUGAUCCUGAACCUUCCCUUCUGCUAAUGCCAAUCCCAAUGAAGAAAUGGAAGAUCAGUAACCAGACACUCGAUGUGUGCCAUAACCAGGACAAUAUAUUCAAGUUUGAACAUGUAAAAUCUGGUAUUUGACCUAAUAAACUUUCUUCUUUUUAUAAGAA
Molecule: messenger RNA, 3248 nt
Organism: Strigops habroptila (Kakapo)
Lineage: Eukaryota; Metazoa; Chordata; Aves; Psittaciformes; Psittacidae
Gene: ACKR5
Product: G protein-coupled receptor 182
Exons: 2
Coding region: 144-1238 (364 amino acids)
Biological process (GO): G protein-coupled receptor signaling pathway
Cellular component (GO): membrane
Molecular function (GO): G protein-coupled receptor activity
Source: RefSeq, a predicted model, not a curated record